This is a messenger RNA of Aspergillus nidulans FGSC A4, 894 nucleotides long. Its product is annotated as protein afoC. The transcript has a single exon. The record is from RefSeq and is a predicted model, not a curated record. The coding region runs from base 1 to 894 and encodes 297 amino acids. Gene Ontology annotation, biological process: secondary metabolite biosynthetic process. NCBI's taxonomy places the organism in Eukaryota, Fungi, Ascomycota, Eurotiomycetes, Eurotiales, Aspergillaceae.
AUGCCGGCGCUCGAUAUCGCCUCGGCCCCGGCCGCAGUCUAUCAACAGCAACUCCAUCUCCCACGCAUCCUCUGCCUCCACGGUGGCGGCACCAACGCCCGAAUUUUUACCGCGCAAUGCCGCGCUCUGCGAAGACAGCUGACAGACAGCUAUCGUCUCGUUUUUGCCGACGCGCCAUUUCUCUCGUCCGCCGGGCCGGAUGUGACGUCUGUCUAUGGCGAAUGGGGCCCGUUUAGGAGCUGGGUUCCUGUUCCUGCGGGCGUGGAUAUCAGUGCAUGGGCCGCUGCCGGUGCCGCUAGUAGGAUCGAUAUCGACGUGGAGGCGAUCGAUGAGUGCAUCGCAGCUGCCAUAGCGCAGGAUGACCGGGCCGGCGCGACAGGGGAUUGGGUCGGCCUGCUGGGGUUCAGUCAGGGGGCGAGGGUCGCUGCCAGUCUGUUGUACCGGCAGCAGAAACAGCAGCGCAUGGGUCUGACCAGUUGGAGUAGGGGUAGGGAUCGCAAGCGAGGUGCGACCUCUAGCACCAAUUAUCGCUUCGCUGUCUUAUUUGCCGGCCGCGGACCGCUCCUGGACCUAGGCUUUGGGUCUGGCUCUUUAGCCGGCUCGAGUGCUGCUUCUUCGUCUGCGUCUGCGUCUGUAUCUGGAUCUGAAUCUGCGGGUGAAGAGGAAGAGGACGGGCACCUCUUAAGCAUCCCAACCAUACACGUCCACGGGCUGCGAGAUCCAGGCCUCGAGAUGCACCGGGAUCUAGUCCGGUCUUGCCGGCCCUCGUCUGUGAGGAUUGUCGAGUGGGAAGGCGCCCACCGGAUGCCAAUAACGACGAAAGAUGUGGGAGCGGUAGUAGCGGAGCUUCGACACUUGGCGAUAAGCCGGAAAUAUGAAAGCUUGAGAUGUUGA